This is a messenger RNA of Hymenoscyphus albidus, 1926 nucleotides long. NCBI's taxonomy places the organism in Eukaryota, Fungi, Ascomycota, Leotiomycetes, Helotiales, Helotiaceae. The record is from the annotation of a GenBank genome assembly.
CCUCCCGCUAUCAACACAACCACCACCACCACACCACACCACAACACACCACACCACCAGAGCAACCUCACCACCUUGCUCACCAAUACCCAUACUAACCACCUCGGAGAAUACCAAAUACAGGCAGGCUGGGUGCAGGUCACACAUCAUGUCAACCAAAAUGUAUGUCCGCUUUCAUUCCCGAAUCUCACGCUCUGGAUCCCUUCCGAGGGAAUAUUCGCCAACCUCCGCAAUGGAAGGCAAAGCUGACCGCAUCACAGCAUUGUCCUGGGAGACCCUCAUGGCGAAAUUCAAUCCACCCUCACCCAGUUAACUAAACUUCACACCAAGAAUAACUUCGCCUUUGCGCUCGUUACCGGCAAUUUAUUCUCGGAAGACAAUGACGAAGUAUCGCAAUUGCUCGACGGUCGACUGACUGUGCCCCUCCCAACCUAUUUCACCAUUGGCACAAAUCCGCUUCCAGCGAGGAUCAUUGCGAAAAUUGAGGCCGAAGAAGAGGUUAUACUUGAUUCACCACUUUCUGUUCUGCAACGUGCAAGUGCUGACUGGUUCAAAUAGAUAUGUCCCAAUUUCCAUUAUCUGGGCAAACGAAGUACGACGAAAACUUCUGAGGGCAUCAAAAUUGUGGCGUUGGGAGGGCAAUUGGCUGAGUCCAUCAUAGGUGGAACUUCCAAAGAGCAACACCUACCUUUUCAUACCAUUGGAGAUGCUAAAGCUCUGUAUGGCGCCAACCAGGCCGAUAUCCUUCUUACGUCGGUGUGGCCGGAUGCGAUCAGAGCGGGAUCCAAAGUACCAGUUCCUGAAGGAGUCACAGAUAUCGUCGGUCAGGGGCAAAUCGCCGAUUUGUGCGCUGUUCUCAGACCUCGCUAUCAUUUCGCCUCUUCUCCCGAGUUCUUCUUUGAAAGAGAACCCUUCUUCUAUCCUCCUACGGGUCCAAAUGAGGAUUCACCAUAUGUCUCUUCAGUCACGCGCUUCAUAUCUCUAGCGGCUCGUGGAAAUGCGACGAAGCAAAAAUCUGUAUACGCGUUUACCUUGCAGGCUUCAGUUGAUCCGUCAGUACCAAUUCCACCAGGUUCAACCCGGUCUCCUUUUUUAUCUAGGCCGAAUCCCAAAAAGCGACGCGCCCUUGAUCCUGAACCUUAUUCCCGGUAUGGAAAUGGUCAUGACAGAAGAUCAAGAGGACCAAAGCGGCCAAGAGGGCCUCCCCCAGGUCCUGACCAGUGUUUUUUCUGUCUUUCAAAUCCGAACGUCUCUGAGCAUUUGGUUUCUUCAAUCGGAGACCAUUCGUAUCUUACCAUUGCCAAAGGUCCGUUGACCACUUCAGAGACCAACGCUGCUCUAGGUAUCGAUUUUCCUGCUCAUGCUUUAAUCAUCCCACUCACCCACUCACCUACUCUGGCUGUCAUGCAAGAAGAGGCGGAGGCGGCUUUUACGGAAAUGACAGAAUUCAAGGACUCUUUACAGUCAAUGAUUGCUAAGCUGAGCAGCAACAAACUAGGAGCGGUGACUUAUGAAAUUAGCAAAGGUAAUGGAGUUCACGUCCACUGGCAGUUGGUCCCCAUCGAUCAGGAGAUUAUCCGCCAAGGGCUUGUAGAGGCCGCGUUUCGCGUUGAGGCUGAAAACUCGUCGUAUCCCGCAUUUGAAGUUCGCGAUCCUGGAGUUGGUCAAAAUGAUGGUGAUUUCUUCCGAGUUUGGAUUUGGACACCAACAAGUGAUGAAGAGCCGCUUGGCAGUACCAAAUGUCUGACCAUGCCAUUUGACUAUACGAACAAGUUCUCUAUUCAAUUCGGUCGGACCGUGCUGGCAAAGCUGCUAGGUUUGCAGAAAAGAGGAGAUUGGAAAGAGUGCGCUCAGACUGUGGACGAGGAGAAGAAAGACAUGGAAGCAUUUAAGGUUGGAUUUGGAGAAUUCGACUUCACGGCGUAA